Oncorhynchus mykiss (rainbow trout) is the source of this 1396-nucleotide messenger RNA. RefSeq names its product transcription factor BTF3 homolog 4. NCBI's taxonomy places the organism in Eukaryota, Metazoa, Chordata, Actinopteri, Salmoniformes, Salmonidae. The record is from RefSeq and is a predicted model, not a curated record.
ACACUAGUAUCGAAAACUGGAACAAAAAGGAAAUUGACUAAAAUUGGAGUGGAGAAUAUGAAUGUUAAUGAAUCACUUCUUGCUGGGAUGCAUAUAUAGGAGACCUAUUUGAGGUGUCGAAAUAGUGAAGUAUGCGCUGGAAAAAGUGGAGUCUGUCAGACCAGGAGUUGUCUUAGUUUGAUGAAGACCACUCCUGGUUUUUGGGAUUUAAGGAUUUAAGGAAAAAGUAUGUUUAACUAGGCAAGUCAGUUAAGAACAGAUUAUUUCGCCGGAAGAUUCGCCCUCCUAGGUUCCCCUUGAGCCUGUGUAGGGAUUUUUUUAGCUGAAAAGUUUUGUGAUUUAGUUCAGUUUAUUUAUUUUAGUUUGGUCGUGUAUUUUUGUAUUUUGUUACAUUUUUGGGAAUACUGUUUCCAUCCCGCACAGUAGGUGGCGGAAUGCACAUUACGUUGUGCGAUCGCCAAUAUACCAUAGAAGAAGAUCUUCGUCAUAUCCUCCUAUCUUUCGUUGCCGCAUGUUUCCUCGGAUAUUUGUGGAUCAGGUCUGGUAUAUUGUUUUUACGUCCAUUUUAGAGUGGUUUUAUGGUAGAAACAUGAACCAAGAAAAAUUAGCAAAACUUCAAGCCCAGGUCCGGAUAGGAGGAAAGGGCUCUGCACGUAGGAAGAAGAAGGUCGUACACAGGACGGCAACAGCCGACGACAAAAAACUUCAGAGUUCGUUAAAGAAAUUAGCUGUCAACAACAUUGCUGGUAUUGAGGAGGUAAACAUGAUCAAGGAUGACGGCUCAGUGAUCCACUUCAACAACCCCAAAGUGCAGGCAUCUCUGUCGGCCAACACUUUCGCUAUCACCGGCCAUGCCGAGACCAAGCAGCUCACGGAGAUGCUGCCGGGCAUCCUCAGCCAGCUGGGCGCCGACAGCCUCACCAGCCUGCGCAAACUAGCAGAGCAGUUCCCUCGACAAGUGCUUGACAGCAAAACCCCUAAAGCAGAAGAUAUUGAAGAAGAAGACGACGAUGUCCCAGACCUGGUGGAGAAUUUUGACGAAGCAUCAAAGAACGAGGCAAACUGAUUGAUCUUCCCCUUGAGACCCCAUACAAGGAUUGGAACUGCAAUUAAGAAACUAAGGCGACUUCUCUGAUGUUUUAACUUCUAGCUAUGAAGACCUAUCAUUUCAAACACUAUCCCGUCAUCCAGAGACUUGUGUAUUUUGAAAUGUCCCAAGGAUGCAGUCCUUAUCAGACUUGCUUGCUCACUUAAACUCUCAACACAUUGGUCAACGGUUCAGUACUUUUCACCACAUUGUUAGUCUCGAACAGGAUUGCGGUGGUCAUUUUAAUUAAAGCUAGUCUUAAAAAUAAUUUUGUUUUUACGAAACAAAAUAAAGGUGAUUAACAUUUUC